This is a messenger RNA of Malania oleifera, 2468 nucleotides long. RefSeq names its product patellin-4-like. NCBI's taxonomy places the organism in Eukaryota, Viridiplantae, Streptophyta, Magnoliopsida, Santalales, Ximeniaceae. Gene Ontology annotation, molecular function: lipid binding. Bases 579 to 2162 code for a protein of 527 amino acids. The record is from RefSeq and is a predicted model, not a curated record. The transcript has 5 exons.
GAAGACAGAACAAAUUGAAAUACAAUUUUCUUCUGGGUUUUCCUCAUCUGUAUGUCUUAUCUUGGUUUCGAGGAUAAUUUGAAAAUGGGUGUGAAAAUUUUUCAUCAUUUGAAUACAUCUAUAUGUCGUUUUUGAAUAAAAUAAAAUUCACAUUAACUGAGAGUGUUAUAAUUUUCUGAAUAAUUAGCUCGAUUUGAGGGGAAAAAAAAUCAAAAUUCUAAUUGUAGGGUGUUUUUUACUCAUUUAAAGGCAAAUGCAGGUGCAGGAGGAACGUUUUUUAGUCUUUAUACAGAUAUGAGGACAUCCAUUCAAUCAAUGUUCCUAAAUAUAGAUUUGGACUAUGGACCCAAACCCUACCCUACAUUGCUGGCUUCCAGGCUUGCAGAAGCAUUGGUAAAGAAUAAUCUCAACGGCCCUGAUGUGGUGGCUCCAGAUGUAAUACACCUUUGGGUGUCUCUUUUGAAGUUCUCAAAAUAUAUAACCGUUGCACAAGCCCAUCAUCAUCAUUUUCUCCUCUCAAAACCACCUUUUAAAUCACAGAGAGUCAGAAUCCAGGCAAGAGGCUGAUAUCAUCCACCAUGACUGUUGAGAUUAAAGCCCAAGAAACCCAAAUUGCUGAUGUUGUAAUUUCUCAAUCAGAGCCUGCAAAGGUUGAGGAAGAGACCAAGGAAGUUGUUUGCAAAAAUGCCGAAGAGAAGAAGGUGGAUGAGCCCCAACACAAAGCGGUUGAGAGGAGUCAUUCUUUCAAGGAGGAGAGCUACUUUUUCUCAGAUCUGAAGGAGCCUGAGAGGAAGGCUUUGGUUGAGCUGAAAUCCAAACUAGAAGAAGCGAUCCUUGGUAAUAGUCUGUUUAGCAAAGAGGAGAAGAAAACAAAUGAAGAAUCAUUGGAUGAAGGUGAAGGGGGCAUCAAAUCUGAAAAGCAGGAUGAAUUGAAUUCUGAAGGAGAUGGCAAGGAGGAAACAGCAGAAGAAGGUGCAGAAGAAAAGAAACCCAAUGAGCAAUCUGAAGAAACAGCCGUUGUGGUUAAAACCAUAGAAGAUGGGAAAGAGAAGAAGUGUGAUGUAGAUGUGAAAGAGAAGAAGUCAGAUGUAGAGGUGGAAGAGAAGAGCUUUGCUGAAGUUGACAGGGAUAUAUCCCUCUGGGGUGUACCCUUAUUGCCUAGUAAGGGCACGGAGGGCACCGAUGUUAUCCUCCUCAAGUUCCUGAGAGCUAGAGAAUUCAAGGUCAAUGAGGCCUUUGAGAUGCUAAAAAAGACCCUGCAAUGGAGGAAGGACUUUAAAAUCAAUUCAGUCUUAGAUGAGGACUUGGGUGCUGAUCUUGUCUCCAGCGGUUACAUGUCCGGUUCCGAUCAUGAAGGCCACCCUGUUUGCUACAAUGUCUAUGGGGUGUUUGAUAAUGAACAGCUUUAUAAGAAGGCAUUCGGGACUGAUGAACAGCGCUUGAGGUUCUUGAGAUGGAGGUUGCAGUUCAUGGAGAAGGGAAUACAGAACCUCAAUCUCAAACCUGGUGGUGUCUGUUCAUUGCUCCAAAUCAAUGAUCUCAAGAAUUCCCCUGGACUGUCAAGAAAGGAGCUCCGCAUCACCCUGAAGCAACUUCUUGGGCUUCUCCAAGACAAUUAUCCUGAGUUUGUUGCCAGAAAUGUAUUCAUUAAUGUUCCAUUCUGGUAUUAUGCAUUGCAUUCUCUCUUUUCUCCUUUCUUAGCCCAAAGAACCAAGAGCAAAUUUGUGUUUGCUCGCCCAUCCAAGGUCACCAAAACCUUGCUGAAGUACAUUCCAGCCACUGAAAUUCCUGUGCAGUAUGGUGGGUUCAAGCGGGAGAAUGAUUCGGAGUUCUCCAUUGAAGACGGUGGGGUAUUGGGACUUGCUGUCAAGGCAGGAUCAGACCAAACAAUCGAGAUACCUGCACCCGAGGCUGGAACCACACUCAUUUGGGAUCUCACUGUCUUGGGUUGGGAAGUGAAUUACAAGGAGGAAUUUGUACCGGCCAAUGAGGAAUCUUAUACCAUCAUUGUUCAGAAGUCGAAGAAGAUGGGCUCGCAUGAAGCACCCGUUCGCAACACUUUCAGGAACGAUGAGCCUGGAAAAGUUGUCAUUACUAUACAUAAUGGGUCAAUCGAGAAGAAGAGGAUCCUGUAUCGGUACAAGAUCAAGAGGAGCCUUUGAUUUUGAUAUUUUGCACAUAACUUUAUGAUGUUUCUACCGCCAUUAAAUUGUAUCUCAUCAGGCUUUUAGUAUGGCAGUGUGAGGAAGAUGAGGCAUGUAUGUGAAAGAAGAGUGCUCUGUCAUAUUAAGUUGUUUUAUCUCAUUCUUUUUGGUUCGGUAUAACUUCAUUCUUUGGGCAGGAUCGUCGUUGAUUAAUUUUUGAAUCUGCUGUUAGUUUUUCCUGUUGCAAAUUAACUUGUUGGAACUGGAGAAUUUUUCUUCUUGUUUGACAUUUGUUUCUAUUCAUUGAUUUAAUUUGGCAUGUUU